CUCCCUCCCUCCUUUGCUACACCCGCCAGCUCACGCCAGCGCAAAAAAUCAAGCUACUCCCCCCCAAACGGACCAAAAUCGUCGUCUUUUUUCGCACUCCCAAUAGAUCCCCUUUCUCAUAGUCCUUCAUGGAAGUUUCGCUCUCCCAUAAAAUUUCCGUUAAUUCUUCUUCCGUAUUGCACAUUCCGGCUUUCCUGCUCCUGCUCCUUGCUGUCGCGCUACGUCCUUGAAGUGAAUCCUGAAAGAAAAAGAGGGAGAGAUAGUGCUUUCUAUUUGUCGCUGAGGGAGACCUGUGGAAGAUUCCUGUUUUUCCCUUCGGCUUGGUUGGCAAAGGACAAAGCGUACUCUCCAUCCCAUCCACGCGAGCAAGCGAACAAAGCAUCGUGGCGGUAUAUAUUUUCGCACACAUGAACAUUCGUUCUGCUUAACCCUACGGUGCGCAUUGAAUACUCGGGGCCAAGGGCAAAGAUACAAGAUUUUUCCCACCCCCUCUAUCUUUUUUUUUUUUUUUUUUUUCCCCGUUUAAAAAAAACUUUCCGCUCUCCUUUCACCCUACGGUAUCAUACCUUUCCCCUUUAAAUUUAGAACACCCACCCCAUCUGCGAGCCAAGCCCCCUUACCGGCUACACACGGCCUUAACACCAACCCCAGAAAACACAAGAAAAAGCAAAAAAGCGAACGGAACCUUAAAAGGGGGCGAACCCGAAACCGAGAUGGCGGAUAUCUUCACAUUCGACCACGACCCUACCCCCCACGACCUCGAUUCCCCCGCCUUGACGAAGCCGGUUUACGGUUUUGGCGGCGGCCGUCGCCGCGCGAGUAUUACCGCUGCGGCAAAUGUCGAGGGCGCUGGAAGUGUGAGUAGUCUUGCGGUUGCUGUCGCUGCGGCUAAGAUUUCCCCGGGCGUGCCUGGAGGAUUGGCGGUGCUGUUUCCGCAUUCGGAGGUUUCGUCGCGGGCUCCAAGUGAUGCUGGGGAUAUUGGCGCUGAGAGGGCGCAGGGGAAGAGUGGUGGUGGAAAGAGGAAGAAGAAGUCUAAGAGUAAGAAGAAGAAGGGUGGUACUGGUGCGGUCCAACUGCAGCAGCAACGGCAGCAAGGCAGGAAGGGUGAGGGGAAGAAGGAUGAACCGAUUGCUACAGUUAUUCCGGUUGACGGUGGCGGAUUGUGCCCUGAUUGGAAUUUCGUCAAGAGGAAUAUCACUCCCUCUCCGUCGAGUUCGAGAUCGUCCUCCCCGCCGCGUAGGUCCGGGCUUUCGUCCCUGUUGAGCCAGGCACAUCCUGGAGAUUUGGUGUCUGUUAGACCUGGAAGCGACACCUCAGUUGAGUCGGAGAAUGGGGAUGCGCACGCGGGUAUGGGGACGUAUGAGGUUGCGCUGGAUGAGGAUUACAUUGAUGAGGAUGUCAAUUCCCGUCCUACGUCUCGUGCGGGCCCAGACCAGGGGAGGAAGAUGCAUGCGGAGGAUUUUGAGACUUUGAAGUGUUUGGGCAAGGGAACGUGAGUAGCUUGAUUGGGUCCUGUGCCUUGGAGUGAGUUUUGCUGAGCGUGUAAUAGUUAUGGAACUGUCUUCUUGGUUCGUCAGAAGGACACUGGAAAGCUCUACGCGCAGAAGCAAUUUAAAAAGGCGAGUCUGGUGGUCCAUAAGAAGAUGGUUGAACAGACAAAGACCGAGCGUGCAAUCCUUGAGUCCGUCCGCCAUCCAUUUGUUGUCAAGCUCUACUAUGCCUUCCAGGAUAAGGAGAAGCUCUAUUUGAUCCUUGAGUAUGCUCAAGGUGGCGAGCUUUUCUUGCAUUUGGCGUUGUCAACUUUCUUCCCGGAGACCACCGCGGUAUUUUACCUCGCGGAGCUCGUCCUUGCUCUCUCGCAUCUUCACCAGAACGUGGGAGUGGUGUACAGGGACCUGAAGCCGGAGAACUGUUUGUUGGACGCAGAAGGCCACCUCCUCUUGACCGACUUUGGACUCAGCAAAGUUAAAACCGAUGACUCCCGCUGCCGUUCCUUCCUGGGCACACCCGAAUACAUGGCCCCGGAGAUUCUAAGUGGCGACGGCAAACGGGAGUAUGGUGCUGAGGUUGACUGGUGGGGCUUCGGUGCUCUCGCUGUGGACUUGAUGUCUGGCGGGCCCCCCUUUACGGGAAACAACACGGCAAAAAUCACUCACAGGAUCAUUCACUCAAAACUCAACCUGCCGUACUUCCUAUCCCCGGACGCAAAGGACCUGAUCACCCGAUUGCUGCGCAAGGACCCGACGAAGCGGUUGGGAUACAACAUGCCGAAGGAUCUACAUACGAUCAAGAAUCACAGAUUUUUCAGAAAAAUUGACUGGGAAAAGUUGGAGCGCAGGGAGCUUGAACCGCCGAUCAGACCACUCAUCACCGACCCCGAGCUCGCGGAGAAUUUCUCGACGGAUUUUACGGGGUUGGGAUUGAGUCCGCCGGUCAUGUUUGCUAGGGGAGACAAGGAGGACGAGGAGGGCUUGUUUGGUGGUUUCAGCUUUGUCGCGUCGACGAGUGUGUUGGGGGAGAGGUAUUAGGCUUGUGGACUUUGUGAUGCCGAAGGGUGAAGGCGGAGGUGGGGAUACAUGGCAGAGGGGUGGCUACUAGACUGUGCUCUUUCUAAAGUUUCUGGACAGCCUAGAAUAAUUGAUGUGGAAUUGCUUCGUUUUUUUUCUUUUUUCUUUUUUCCGUGUUUUACGUUACUUUUUACAAGCUCCGCUGUUAGUGCUUAGAAGUUUCUUAUUCUUAUCCUUAAUACUACAAUGCUUUAUCCAU
Molecule: messenger RNA, 2766 nt
Organism: Tuber aestivum (summer truffle)
Lineage: Eukaryota; Fungi; Ascomycota; Pezizomycetes; Pezizales; Tuberaceae
Source: the annotation of a GenBank genome assembly